AUGCUCAGUACCAAGGUUCGCUGGACACGGCUACAAAUACCACUAGCUUCCUUGGAAUACGGUACGCAGCUCCUCCGCUUGGUGUGUCCAGUUUUGUGUAGCGUAUACAAUGCCAACCCACACACUAAACACAUAGGAAACUUGAGAUGGGCAGCUCCGCAGCCUCCACCGACCAUCCCAGGCGUUCAACAAGCUAACACGCAAUUAAAUGAAUGUUAUCAAGCACCCCUGGGCAAUGCCUCAACAAAUCCUUUCGGAAGCGUCUCUUUAAGCAAGAGGGCUGUCAGUCAGUCGGAAGACUGCUUAUUUUUAAACGUAUACACCCCAGGAAGUGUGGUUGUGGCCACUCCGUCGGAUGGGCUCCCAGUAGUCGUGUUUGUUCACGGAGGAGGGUAUAUCUCGGGGGCUGCGAGUUUAUACGACGGUGCAGAUCUAAUCGUGGAAUCGAAUUAUGGUGCCAUCACUGUCGUGCUCCAGUACCGCCUUGGUUUAUUCGGUUUUCUUUCUGGACAAGCGGUCAAAGAAGGGGGUGCGCCUAACGCUGGACUACUUGACCAAAAUUACGCUUUGCAGUGGGUACAGGCAUACAUAAGUCACUUCGGUGGCGACCCUACGAAGGUCACGAUUUGGGGACAGUCUGCUGGCGCCGGUUCUGUGAUACAGCAUGUUGUUGCUCACGGAGGCAACACGCAACCUCCCCUCUUUAGAGCCGCCAUGACGAGUUCCACGUUCUUGUCGUCACAGUACAAUUAUAAUGACCGUAUUCCGGAGUCCUUUCAUGGUCAAUAUUUGGCCGUUUCUGAGCUAAUACUCUCAACUCACAGCUGUGGCUCAAGUUCGGAUACCCUCUCUUGCGUGCGCGCUGCAGACAUCAAUACGCUGCAAACCUUGAACUCUAACAUCAACCUCGAUGGUUUCUAUGGCAUGCUCACAUUUGUCCCUGUUGUGGAUGGGACUUUCAUCAUGGAAAGACCCACUGUAACACUCAGCAAGGGCCGUUUGAAUGGUAACCACCUUCUUGCGGUAGUGAAUACGCAUGAGGGGAACAUCCUUGUGAAUCAAUCAACGACAUUGGAUGUUGCAGAUUUCAUCAGGACGAUUUACCCAAACUUUGGUCCUGCUCAGAUUACUGGAGCAGCGAUGAUGUACCAGAACAUGGGAAGCAACGUCGAUCAGGCAAAUCUUGUGAUGGGUGAAUCAAUGUUCAUCUGCCCUACUUAUUAUAUGCUCAAAGCUUUCGGCAAACGAGCGUGGAAGGGCGAGUUUGCAAUUCCACCUGGCCUCCAUGGAGAUGAUGUUGGAGAGUACUUCACUUCGGAUGGUCCUUUAUACAAUAAUUCUCAGUUCAUCACUUCCUUUUCGAAUUCCUUCAUGGCUAUGGCCAUAUUUGAGACUCCUGACCACAGAUACGCCCCAAGAGAUAUCACACCUUCCUGGAAGACAUGGAGACAAGGUUUUACAGAGAUGAUCUUCAAUGAGACUUCUGAGGGAGCACCUCACGUCUACACUUCCAAGACCGACAUGGCCUUACUCAAGCGUUGCACCUACUGGCGACAUGUGUCGGCGUAUUCGGCGCAGUGA
Suillus subaureus is the source of this 1581-nucleotide messenger RNA. RefSeq names its product Alpha/Beta hydrolase protein. The transcript is spliced from 13 exons. Lineage: Eukaryota; Fungi; Basidiomycota; Agaricomycetes; Boletales; Suillaceae. Bases 1 to 1581 code for a protein of 526 amino acids. The record is from RefSeq and is a predicted model, not a curated record.